Pimephales promelas (fathead minnow) is the source of this 2430-nucleotide messenger RNA. The record is from RefSeq and is a predicted model, not a curated record. Lineage: Eukaryota; Metazoa; Chordata; Actinopteri; Cypriniformes; Leuciscidae.
AAAAAAAAAAAAGGUGACAAUGUUCACUGAUGCUCAAGGAGGCAACACAAUGCAUUAAGAGCCAGGGACGUAAACUUUUUGAAUUGGAUGAUUGGGGUAAAUUGUACUUAUUUUGUCUUCUGGGAAACAUGUAAAUAUCUUGUAUACAUGUAGCUUCUGAAGGGUAGAAAAAAGCUAAAUCACAUCAACAUCCUGUUCAAAAGUUUACUGUACAUCCCCGGCUCUUAAUUCAUCGUGUCUCCUUCUUAUUUCACCUUUUUAAAUAAUUGUUUAUGAGCCCCUCAAUUGUCCUCAGCGUGAAAAAAUGGAUCUAAAAUUAUACAUUCACUGUUCGAAAGGGUUCAAUUAUGCAGAUUCAGAAAAUGCUGGAAAACCAAAGAAUGAGACCUGGAGGAUUCUGAAGAACAUGGGCAAUUUAACUGCUCAAGUAUUAACUGCUCACCAACAACACAGUAUUAAGAUUCUAGGGUAUGUAAACUUUUGAAAUGUGUAUUUGUGUAAAUUCAGUUAAUGUUUUGUCUUGUGGCUUUUUAUAAUCCGUAUUUUGUUCAAAUGAUUAACAUCUUGCAUAUUCUUCAAGGGGUAUAGCCAAACAGCAGACCUGUACAUCUAUAGAGACUGAUUAAGACUUUAGUGUUAGAAGGACACAGAACGUCGAACAACUCACCGAGUUCAUCCAUGGUGGUCUGAGGCUUGAGAUGAGAGUGUGUGUGGCACCUGUCAGGGUGAUGUCGUCCUCUAGCGACACUCCUCGGAGUCAGUGGCGCAGGGAGUUGGAUGCCCGCAGGAGUAAGUCUCGCGUGCGGCUGGGUUCGUGUCUGCAGAGCUGGGGUCAUCUCAAAGAGAAACUGGGCUUUUCUCUUCACUCAGAGCUCGCUCAGCAUCUGCUGCAGAGCUAUGUAUCAAGAGUUUGCAUCAAGUGCUCAGGUGAUUGGAAAGGAGAGAUCACAAGCACCUUAUCAACUACCAAGGAAUCUUUGCAGGAACUUAUCCUGCUGGUCCACAACCAUGGGCGGAUGUGCCUUUCCCCCCCUGUCCUGCAUUCUCGGCCUGUCACAAAAGCAACAAUUCAAGAUCAGAGUGCUCAUGCAACAGGGAGAAGAGAAGCUGAAACCAAUUCCAAGGACUGUGAGGUGGACGUGUGUCUCAAGUACACCUGUGAAGGUGGACAUGACUUUUUGUGGUCUCCUAUUAAGAUGGAUAAGGCAAUGACAUCUACAAACGAAGGUGAAAUAACUGCAGCCAGCCCAAAGAGACUCAAACAACGAGGCAGGAGGUGGAUGAAGGAUCCAGAAGCAGAGAUAGAAAGACAAGAGGUGAUGAUGGCUAGAUUAAAAACCAGACGGCAACUACGAGAAAACGCUAAAGUUACCACAAAUGACGCCGAACAGAAAAACAACACAAGGUCUCAAACGUUCGGAGACAACAAGAAUGCAGGUGUUACAGUGACUGAGACUUCUGAGACACAGAAAGGAAAUAAUGUGGCAGCUGACUUUUCGCAUUCAGAACAUAGGUCUUCAGCAGACAGUGAUGAGAUGACUGAAGAUGAACCUGCCAGGGUUUGCACUGAAAACCAAAGCCCCGCUGAUAGUGAGGAAGUUGCAGUGCUGAAUUUAACCAACAGAGGGAUCCAGAGUAGAGCAGAUCCUACUGAGAAACACAACACCAACAAAAAGGCAGGAACACUUCACAAUAACAGUCCACAGUCUUUGAAAGAUGAUGUGUCCCAGAUUGGUGGCAAGAGAAAACGAAAAUCAACAUCCAAAGUGAUUUUGCCUUGUGAGUUUCAAGGCUGCGAUAAGAUUUUCUCUAGUCGGCAAUAUCUCAAUCAUCAUGUCAAGUACCAGCAUCUCCAGCAGAAGACCUUCACCUGCUCGCAUCCCCCCUGCAGCAAGUCAUUCAACUUCAAGAAGCAUCUGAAGGAACAUGAAAAGUUGCACAGUAAUCAGAGAGACUAUAUCUGUGAGUUCUGUGCCCGGGCGUUCCGAACCAGCAGUAACCUGAUCAUCCACCGCAGGAUACACACCGGAGAGAAACCACUGCAGUGUGAGGUGUGUGGCUUUACCUGUCGACAGAAAGCCUCUCUGAAUUGGCAUAUGCGGAAGCACAAUGCUGAGAGCACCUACCAGUUCCCCUGUGAGAUCUGCGGUCGUCGCUUUGAAAAGAGAGACAAUGUCACAGCUCACCGAAGCAAGAGCCACCCAGACAACAAACACCCACUCCUGAGCUUCUCCUUCCUCCUUCUGACCCAGUCCCGCAUCCUUUUGCGCAGCGCAGAUCUUCCCCUUCUGUUUCCAGGAAUCACAUUUCUGUAGAAUAACAUUUGUGAUGCCGUGUUUUGAUGAAAUAUGGUACCAUUUGUGCAUCCUUGAACUUGAGCAAACUUUACUGUGGGACUGAUUGGCUUCUAUAAACAAACUGAGAAAUUGC